Diutina rugosa is the source of this 1158-nucleotide messenger RNA. RefSeq lists its product as uncharacterized. The transcript has a single exon. The record is from RefSeq and is a predicted model, not a curated record. NCBI's taxonomy places the organism in Eukaryota, Fungi, Ascomycota, Pichiomycetes, Serinales, Debaryomycetaceae. Bases 1 to 1158 code for a protein of 385 amino acids.
AUGGCGAAGCAUGGCAUAACCGACGAUUUCUUCAGUCUUGCUGGCUCAAAGAAGACCAAGAAGAAAAAGAGAGACAAGCGCAAGCUGGAGAAGCUCGGUUCCGGUCCCAGCGACUUGUCGGCGUCAGCGUCUCCAAGCGUUCUGUUCUCUAAGGAUCCAAGUGAUCUUAAAGAAAUUGACGCUAUCCACGAUGAACAACCUGACAUAUCGAUUUUUACCAGCUCGUCGCCAUCGACGGUGACCCCAAAGGCAGCGUUAACGGAGACAGACCCUAUAAGUGAUGAUGUUGCCAAUGAUACCGACGCGGAUGAUCUCGAGGUCAUGACGGUGCCUCCCGAGCUGUUUUCGUCACAAUUGCUUGGCUCGAAGCUGUCGGUUGCUAGCUCCACUGUGAGUAAACCUGGGGUGGAACUAACGUCAUUUGCCACCUCAUUCACCACGUCCCUCACUAAGCCGCCCGCCGUCACCAACGAAUAUGAGACUCGACGCUAUCAGCUAGUCAUCCAUUCCAAGCUCCCCGUGAUUGCGGGCACCAACGAUAAGAUCACAGUCAUCUGCCGGGGGCUCAAGUCGUUCUCCAAAGUAAUUAGCGCCGCCCUUACCCAGUUCAAAAAACGAUACGCCGCCGACCCACAAGUGGCAUCAGCAUACAACGAGGAAGACACCUGCUUAGUGUGGAAGGAAGGGCUCACGGUGAUUAAUCUGGGGUGGUCUCCCAGCUAUUUGCGCAUCCCCCACACCGGGGGCGACAAGGACGACACCGAGGUGGUGUUCCUAUUGAUCCCCAAACUGCAUGAACACGACUACGAAACAUUCUACCCUGACUUCGGCUACACCAACCCCGAUGACGUCAACGGCAAAGACGAUGUGUUAAAUGUCGAACUUGACGAGGCAAACGACGACACCGCCCCCGCGGCUACUGCUACUGCUGACCUGAGCAUGCUCCUUGGUCUCAAAGGCGCAGAUAACAAACGUAUCGACGUCCACGCCACUGCCGAAACGCCCAUCCGCCAGUUGCUUCAGGAAUACCUCAAAGCCAAGAAGCUCGAUCCUACCACUAAGGCCACCUUAAUCUUUGACGAUGAGCCGUUGAGCUUAAACGACACCGUCGGCGACACCGAGUUGGAGGACGAGUUCGAAAUUCAAGUGAUGUUGUAA